Molecule: messenger RNA, 4373 nt
Organism: Argiope bruennichi
Lineage: Eukaryota; Metazoa; Arthropoda; Arachnida; Araneae; Araneidae
Exons: 24
Coding region: 71-4240 (1389 amino acids)
Source: RefSeq, a predicted model, not a curated record
UUAGAAAAUGUGCCAUAUAUAAGAUGUCUUUCAAUAAGGACUCUGGUUAUUAAAUGGGAUCAUCAAAAACAUGAAGACCACGAUAGCUUUUGUGGUCCUAUGCGGGAUAUUGGGCUCUAGACAUUUUGUUUCAGGACAAAGUUUUGCAGCUGCCUCAGCUGCGUCUAGUGGAGCUUCAUCUGGCAACGCAGCAUCCAGCAGCGUAUUUCAAAAUAGUGACAGUUUAUGGAAUAACGGAGGUGUACCGUUUAAUGGUGGAGUUGGAGGUCAGAGCAGCUACGGUGCUAAUCCUUGGAGUAGCGCUGUAAACAGCGGUGCAGGCUACCAGGGAUAUGGUGGUGAUUUCGGUGGCAGCAAUGUUGCUGCAUUGACUGGUGGAAAUGGGGGUAGUUUCAGUAACGUUAAUAGUGGUAGCAGCUUUGGUGGGUUCAAUAAUGGUGGAUUUGGAGGUGGCAAUACAGGUGGUUUCAGAGGCAACAGUGCUGGUAGUAGCGCCGGUGGUUUUAAUGAUCUACGUGGCUAUGCAAGUGGCAAUAGUGGUGGUUUCCAAUACAGUAAUGCUGGUAGUUUUGGUGGUUUCAAUAAUGGUGGUGGUUUUGGAGGUGGCAAUAGCGGUAGUAAUGGUGGUGCUUACAGUAAUGCUAAUAGCGGUCCCUACGGUCUUGGCAAUAGUGCUUCCAAUAAUGGUUUCGCUUCGGCAAGCGCCAAUACUUUUGCUGCACCAGCACCAGCAUCAGAUAAUUCAUUUUCCUAUGAUUUUUCGGGAGGGAAUCCAGGUACAUUCGAAUAUGUUGAAGUAGACAUGAUCUAUGAAUAUGACGACGAUGAUGUUUCUGCAAGUGCCAGUGCAGGUGGUGCUAGACCAGUGUUUGGUCCAGGUGGUGGCCGAGGUGGUGGAACUGGUGGGAAUGGUGGCAGCCGUGGUGGUGCUUCAAGUGUUGGAACAAGAACUGGUUCAGGUGGAGGCAGAGGAAGAGCAACUGGAACAGGCGUAGGUUCAGAUGGAGGUGCAGGAGCAAGCGCAGGUGCAGCUUCAGGUUCAGGCGGAGGAGGAGGAGGAAGUGCAGGAGCAAGCGCUGGCGCAGCUUCAGGUUCAGGCGGAGGAGGUGGAGGAAGUGCAGGAGCAAGCGCAAGCGCAGCUUCAGGUUCAGGCGGCGGCGGAGGAGGAAGUGCAGGAUCAGACUUUGGGAGAGGUGGUGGAGGUUCUGGAACGGGAACAGGACAAAGUUCAACUGGAGGUGGGAGAGGAGGUUCUGGAGGAGGCAUAGUGGCAGGAACUGGCCAAGGUGACAAUCCAAAUGGACCUCCUAGAAGUACACGAUGGAAUUGGAGAAGCCGUCUAGGAAGGGGCAACGGUGGAGGGCAAGGAGCUGGUGCAGGUGCAGGUGCCGAUUCAGGCGCUGGGAGAAGUGGAGGUGCAGGUUCAGGUGCUGGUGCAGGUGCAGGCACCGACUCAGGCGCAGGAUCAGGUGCUGGGGCAGGUGCAGGAGCUGGUUCAGAUUCAGGUGCAGGAUCAGGUGCUGGUGCAGGUGCAGGAGCUGGUUCAGAUUCAGGUGCCGGAUCAGGCGCAGGAGCUGGAUCAGGUGCUGGUGCAGGCACCGACUCAGGCGCAGGAUCAGGUGCUGGUGCAGAUGCAGAAGCUGGUUCAGAUUCAGAUGCCGGCUCAGACGCAGGAGCUGGAUCAGAUGCGGAUGCUGGUGCAGGAGCAGGAGCAGGAGCUAGUUCAGAUACCGAUGCCGGCUCAGGUGCAGGAGAUGAUUCCGGUACCAGUGGAGGUGAAAAACCAGGCGCAGGUGCAGGAGCUGAUCGUGGUGGCAAGAAAGAUAAAUUGCCAAGUCUUGAAACUCUGAUAGGAAAAGCUCCUAAAGUAAAUAAAAAGGCUAAAGAUGAAGGAACCGGAAAAGAUGCCGGUCAAGGCGGAAAGCCAAUUGGAGGAGCAGAUGGAGGUGGGAAAUCAGACGCAGGUGCAGAAGCCGGUCAAAGUGGCAAGAAAAGUAGACCAACAAGUCCAGGACUUUGGAGAUGGAGAAUCCCUAAAAGAAAUAAUCGAAGAGGUCAAGGUGGAAAUUUAGGUGGUUUCAACUUCGGAGGCUUAGGAGGCGGCAAAGAUGGUGGACAGCGGAUCCCAAGAGGCCGUGUAGGACAACCUAACGGUGGUGGACAAGGAGCUGGUGGAGGUGCCGAUCAAGGAGGGGAUUCUGAUGGAGACGGAGGUGGUGACCAAACUGGUGGAACGUGGAGGUUUAGAGGCCGUCCAAGUGGUGCAGGACCAGGAGCAGAUGGAAGUGAUGAUCAAGGAGACGACAGAGCCAGAAUACGAUGGCUCCUUAAACAUCGUCCAGGAAGACAAGGAACUGGUGGAGAUGGGGAUUCUGAUGGAGACGGAAGCUCAGGAGGAGGAGGGGAUGGAGACGGAGGAAACAGCGGAGGCGAUGAUUCAGGUUCUGAUGGAGGAGGUAAUUUUUUAACAGCAUUCAACAAGCGUGCUCGUCGGCCGAUACCUAGAGGCUCUCCAGGUGGAACACAAGGUGGUGGUCAAGGUGGGGAUUCUGGUGGAGAUCUAAACCCAGGUGGAGGAGGAGGAGAUGGGAAUGGAGGAAACGGCGGAGGCGAUGACUCAGGUUCUGAUGGAGAUGGUGAAGGAGACGACAGAGCCAGAUUACUAUGGCUCCUUAAACAUCGUCUAGGAAGACCCAACCGCGGAGGACAAGGAGCUGGUGGAGAUGGGGAUUCUGAUGGAGACGGAAGCUCAGGAGGAGGAGGGGAUGGAGACGGAGGAAACAGCGGAGGCGAUGAUUCAGGUUCUGAUGGAGGAGGUAAUUUUUUAACAGCAUUCAACAAGCGUGCUCGUCGGCCGAUACCUAGAGGCUCUCCAGGUGGAGGACAAGGUGGUGGUCAAGGCUGGGAUUCUGGUGGAGAUCUAAACCCAGGUGGAGGAGGAGGAGAUGGGAAUGGAGGAAACGGCGGAGGCGAUGACUCAGGUUCUGAUGGAGAUGGUGGAGGAGACGACAGAGCCAGAUUACUAUGGCUCCUUAAACAUCUUCUAGGAAGACCCAACCGCGGAGGACAAGGAGCUGGUGGAGAUGGGGAUUCUGAUGGAGACGGAAGCUCAGGAGGAGGAGGGGAUGGAGACGGAGGAAACAGCGGAGGCGGUGAUUCAGGUUCUGAUGGAGGACCUGCUCCAGAUGACAACAACAGUGGUGGUCCACGAAUGCGCAGAUUACGUCCAAGAAUAUUUAACGGCGAAUUGCUAGGUGGUGGAGGAGGUGAUGGUCAAGAUGGAGACGGAAGCUCAGGAGGAGGAGGUGAUGGAAAUGGAGGAAACGACGGGGGCGAUGACUCAGGUUCUGAUGGAGGAGACGACAGAGCCAGAUUACGAUGGCUCCUUAAACAUCGUCAAGGAAGACCCAACAACGGAGAACAAGGAACUAGUGAUGAUUGGGAUUAUGAUGAAGAUGGAAGCUCAGGAGGAGGAGGGGAUGGAGACGGAGGAAACAGCGGGAUCGAUGACUCAGGUUCUGAUGGAGGACCUGCUCCAGGAGGUGGCAACAAUCGUGGUCGACGAAUACAUAGAUUACCUCCAGGAAUAUUUAAUGGUAGAGGACCAGGAGGCGGAGGAGGUGAUGGGCAAGGAGGGGAUUCUGAUGGAAGUGGAGGUUCAGAUGGCGGAGCAGGAGAUGGUGCAGGUGAUAGUGGUGGCAGCGAUGCCGGUGAUGGUGAUGGAUCCAACAGUGAUGAUGGUGGUGAUGACGGCAGUGGUGGUGGAAAUGGCGGUUCUGGGGACGACAACGGUGGUGCAGGAGACAAGGGAGGCAAAAAAAAAGGAUGCAAAAAUAAAAAAAGUGGAAGCAGUUCUAAGACAGACACCACCCAAAGCUCUAAUGCCGACGACGCUCCAAGUCCUAAGAAACCCGACGCUCCAAAUCCUAAGAAACCCGACGCUCCAAGUCCUAAGAAACCCGACGCUCCAAAUCCUAAGAAAGCCGACACUCCAAGCUCGACGGCAGCUGACACUUCAAGUCCGAAGUCAGUCACUACCCCAAGUCCUAAGACAACACCAACGGACGAUGCCCUGAGUGAUAUGAAAGUGCUAUGGGACCUGAUGAACAAGGAUGGCGGUCCAACUACCCCAGCGCCAGCAGCGCCAACCACUGAUUCUGGUUCUAAUCGCCCUGAGAUCCCUGCAGGACCACUAAAAGGAGGUCCACCUAGAAAAUUGCAAAUUAAGCAUCACAGGUAAAAUGGACAGGACAUGAAAAAAGAGACUAUGGGUAGCAUUUUUACGAUCACUGCAUCAGUUCGAAUGUAUUUUAUACAAUAAAUUGUUUUUUCCAUGUUAUUACAAGUAAUAAAACAUACUAUGUAAGAUUCAA